This is a messenger RNA of Pygoscelis adeliae (Adelie penguin), 6090 nucleotides long. It is a transcript of the gene RAB44, whose product is annotated as RAB44, member RAS oncogene family. The record is from RefSeq and is a predicted model, not a curated record. Gene Ontology annotation, molecular function: GTP binding; GTPase activity; calcium ion binding. The transcript is spliced from 17 exons. Bases 1 to 6090 code for a protein of 2029 amino acids. NCBI's taxonomy places the organism in Eukaryota, Metazoa, Chordata, Aves, Sphenisciformes, Spheniscidae.
AUGGCCGGACCGAGCUGGGAGCCAUGGCCGAGCGCCGGGCGGGCAGCCGCCAGCCCCGGCGAGGAGCUGCCAUGGGCAUCUGAAAUAGUGCAGAGGGUGCAGGACUUCUUCAGGGAGCGGGACAAGGACCAGGCGGGGUUUGUCACCCGCUCGGACAUGCAGAAAUUGCAGGAGGAAGAUUUCCCGUGCAGCACGGAGGAGCUGGAGCUCGUCUUCGAUGGGCUGGAUACUGCUGGCACUGGGCGGUUAUGCAUCGAGGAGUUCACUGCCGGGCUCUGGCAGUUCCUGAGCUCCCAAAAAGCUGCCAGGGACCACCGCCGGCAGAAAACGGCAUCCCGGAGGGUCCGCUUGGUCCUCCCAAGCCCAGCAUUGGAGGGGGUGGACAGCGAGGAGCGGAGACACUUUGCCGCCUUCAUGGACCAGCUGGGCACGGACAACAUCUCUGAAGAACAGGAGAUCUGGCAGCUCUGGGUGAAGCUCCGGCAGGACGAACCCCAGCUCCUGGACAACCUGGAGGACUUUCUGGCCAAGAUGAGGCACCGCAUCCAAGAAGCCAGGAGCAAGAAGGAGGCUUUGGAGGUGACCCUGAACAAGCAUGUGGCUGUGCACGACAAGGAGGUGCAGCAGCUCUGCGAGGCCCUGGAGCAGCAGAUCUGGCAGGAGCAACAGCAGCUGGAGCAGGAGAGCAUGGCCCGGAGCCACCAGCACGGCGUGGAGCUGCAGCAAGCACUGGAUGCCAGCGAGAGGGAGGUGCAGCGCUUGGUCACGGCGCAGAUGGAGCUGGAGACGCGGUGCCGCAGCCUCCGCAGCACGCAGCAAGCCGCCAGCACCGAAAACCGCCAGCUGGAGGAGAGCAACCGGGUGCUGGAGAACCACCUGCAGCACCUCCACCGGCAGCUCCAGCAGACCCACAGGCGCCUGCGGACUGCAAGGGCCGCGGUGGCUCGGGAGCACACGGAGGAGCCUGGGGACAGAGCGGUGACAGAGCUGCCCGGUGAGAUGCCCCUGUCCCCACAGACGAGUCCGGAGAAGAGCGAGAAGUACCGCUCCGAGAUGCAGAUCGGGCUGGGGUCCCAGAGCACAGAGCCUAAAGCCAAGCGCACCCACCAAGUGGUUUGGGAAAUGCUGCCAGCAGAAAUAAGCGUUUUGGGAGCCCUGCCGAGAGUGAGCUCUGUGGAAGAGGACCCCUUCCCAGAAUUCCUGAAAGAGGAACGCUUUUCUGACCAAAGCUCUUUGCUAAGAGAGAUGAAUGAUGCAAUAGCGGCUCUGAGCAAACAGCUGAAGCCACAGGCACUGGGUGCACCCCCCACGCUGGCAGACACUGCCUGUCACCCCCGGGACGAUGCUGAGCCCCAAAUGGGGCCGGAGGCAGCCGCAGCCCAUGGCACAACCCCCGAGGUCCUGCGAGAGACCCUCGUCGGCCACGUCGGUCGUGAGCUGUUUGAAGGAGACAUGAAAGAGGGACCAGCCACAGCUGAGCUUCGUGCUCCAGACAUGACACAGGCUGGUGCGUCCGUGGAAGCCAGGCACCGCAGGGCUCAGGAGCCAGGGGCAGAGCAGGGAGAGAGCCCGGAGGAGGCGCAGAGGAUGUUACUCCUGCAAGGAAAGGGCACUGGUGUGAAGGAGCUGAUGCUAAAGGCAGCUGAGCAUCAGCAAGGAGCACCGGGAGAGAGCACGGAGGCAGGAGAGCAGGCGCUCGUGGAGGUGGAGGGAGAAGGAUGGAGGCAGGAAAAAGCAGGUUGGGAAAAGGCACAGCUCCCGGAAGAAGCUGAGGAUGCAGCAUUAAACCAGGGAGAAGAUCUGGAGGCGGGACUGGGGCCACCUGAGGCUGGGGAGGCAGGUCUAGCAGGGGGAUGGCAGCUUGCCACAGAUGAGUUUAGCCCAGCUGCGGCUCCAGAAGAGUGUGUGCAGCCCCGGGGCACAGGGCUGGGGGAAGAGGCUGACCCGCCCUCGGGGCUCUCCAAGAAACUUGAAAUAAAGCCUGGAGAGCGCCUGGAGCCAGAGCCACCAUCCUGGGGUGAGGCGCAAAUGGGAGCAGCCCAGGGGGAUGGUGUCCUCCCCGAGGUGACAGUGGCUCCUGACCCCGGGAUGCUGGAGGAUGAGCGCGUCUAUGCGGAGGUGCAGCCCUGGGGAGAGACCUUAGAUGCCGACGUGCCGCCAGCCCCAGCUCAGCAUGGAGGGAGCAGCGGAGCUGGGGCUGAGGAAGGGGAGGUGGAGGUAACAGAGCCCAGGGAGGCAGAGCCGCGGCUGCAGGGUGAGUCUGCGAGGGGAGACGCAGCGUGGGGAGGGAGCGUGGGUGCAGAGGUGCUGCUGCCACCCACCGACGUGCAGGAAGGCGGAGCGGGGACAGAUGUGCAACUGCUGGAGGCCCAGAGCAGCGAUGCCAAUGUGCAGCUGCUUGCAGAGGUGGAGGAGCUCGAAGCGAGCACGGAGGCAGAUCUGCAGCCCCCAAGUGAGGCCAGCUCCCUGGAGACAGAGCAGGGAGGGAGCGUGGCUCCAGAUGUGCAGCCACUGGAGGAGGAUGAUAAACCAGAGUUAGGGCUGGGGGAGGAAAUGGGUGCUGCUGUGGUGCACAGUGAGGGUCCUUCCCCAGCAGAAACACCUGUGGGGAGCCCAGACCUGGGUGGGCUGUUCCUAGUGAAGGCUCAGGCACUGGAACUGGUGGGGGUAGAGGAAUCUCAGGCAGACACACAGCUGCGUGGGGAUCCCAGUCCAGAAGCUCCCCAAAGAGGGGGGGACCAUGCAGCCAUGCAGCUCGGGGAUGAGGAUGAGGGACGAGGGCAGGGCGAGCAUGAGCUGCCACAUGAGCCUGUGAUAGAUCUGCAUGGGGCAGGAUUCGGGCAGGGAGAGGGGGCUGGUGCAGAGAAGCAGCCUGGAGCUGAGGCCGAUGAAUGCAGCGCUGGCAGGGAGGACUCUGCUCCUCUGCCUGUAGUGCCGUUUGGGGAGCAGAGGCCAGGAGCGGAGGUGGAUGGAGAUGUACAGCACCCAGAGGAAGAGGGGGAGCUGGAACUGGUGCAGGGAGAGGGCAUCAACGAGGAUGGGUUGUUCCCGAUUAAGGCUCAGGCCCUGGAACGGGUGGAGGCAGAGGACUCCUGGGCAGACACACAGCUGCGUGGGGGUGCCAGCCCAGAAACGCCCCAGGGAGGGGAGGGUCAAGCAGCCAUUCAGCUUGGGCAGGAGGCUGAGGAUGGGGCACAAGGACAGGGUGAGCAUGAGCUGCCACAUGAACCUGUGCUCGAUUCGCAGGGAGCAAUAGUCAGACAGGGAGAAGGGGCUGGUGCAGGUGUGCAACCACAGGAGGAGGCUGUAAUCCUGGGCACGCUGGAGGACCAGAGCACAGAUGCCAAUGUGCAGCUGCUUGCAGAGGCAGUUGAGCUCAAACUGACCCCAGGAGGGAGCACAGAGGCAGAUCUGCAGCCCCCCAGUGAAGCUGGUUACCUGGGGACAGAGCAGGGAGGGAGCGUGGCUCCAGACGUGCAACCACCGGAUCUGGUCGAUAAACCAGAGUUAGUAGAAAUGGUGGAAGCAGAGGACUCCUGGGCAGACACGCAGCUGCGUGGGGGUGCCAGCCCAGAAACCCCCCAGGGAAGGGGGGACCGUGCAGGCAUGCAGCUCGUGGAGGAGGCUGAGGAUGGGGGACAAGGGCAGGAUGAGCGUGGGCUGUCACACGAGCCUGUGCUUCACCCCCAUGGAAUGGCCAUCGGGCAGGGAGAGGGGGCUGGUGCAGGUGUGCAGCCAUGGGAGGAGGUUGUAAUCCUGGACAUGGUGAAGGACCAGAGCACUGAUGCAAAUGUGCAGCUGCUUGCAGAGACGGAUGAGCUCAAAUCGACCCCAGGAGGGAGCACAGAGGCAGAUCUGCAGCCCUCCAGCGAGGCCAGCUCCCUGGGGACAGAGCAGGGAGGGAGCGUGGCUCCAGAUGUGCAACCCCUGGGUCAGGGAGCAGGAGUUGGGCAGGGAGAGGGGGCUGGUGCAGGCGUGCAAUCACGGGAGGAGGCUGUAAUCCUGGUCACACUGGAGGACCGGAGCACUGACACAAGCGUGCAGCCACUUUCAGAGGUGGAUGAGCUCAAAUCAACCCCAGGAGGAGGCAUGGAGGCAGACCUGCAGAACUUGAGUGAGGCUGGCUCCCUGGAUACAGAGCAGGGAGGGAGUGUGUCUCCAGAUGUACAACUCCUGGAUCAGGUCGAUAAACCAGAGUUAGUGGAAAUGGUGGAAGCAGAGGACUCCUGGGCAGACACGCAGCUGCCUGGGGGUGCCAGCCCAGAAACCCCCCAGGGAGGGGGGGACCGUGCAGCUGUACGUCUCAGAGAGGAGGCUGAGGAAGGGACACAAGGACAGAGUGAGCAUGAGCGGCCACACAAGUCUGUGCUCGAUCCGCAGGGAGCAGGAGUUGGGCAGGGAGAGGGGGCUGGUGCAGGCGUGCAAUCACGGGAGGAGGCUGUAAUCCUGGACACACUGGCGGACCAGAGCACUGAUGCCAAUGUGCAGUCGCUUAUAGAGGCAGAGGAGCUCAAAUCAUCUUCGGGAGGGAGCACAGAGGCAGAUCUGGCACCCCUGGGUGCAGCUGGGAUGCAGGAAGGGCAGCAGAGCCAGACUCCUGGUUUGGAGGCAGGUCUGUGUGCAGCUCACACCGCAGACGGGUGGGAGGGGGCUGCUGGUGCGCAUGUGUCCCCUCCGGCUGAGGCUGCUUUACAUCCUGAGUGUGCCACUGCCGCUGAGGGUCCUGGUCUGGAAGCAAUGCUGGGAGCACUCACUGGUCCAGAUGGGCAGAUCCCAGAGGAUACCCAGACACUGGAAAUACCGCAGGGAGAGAGGGCUGAUGCAGAGGAGAGGCCUUUGGGUGGAGCUCAAGGUCUGGAAGUGAUGCAGGGAGAGAGGCUGGAGGCAGGGGCGAGGAUUUUAGUUGAAACUCAGAGUCUAGGGAUAAAGCAGGGCCGUGAUGACAGUGCGUCUGCGCUGGCCCCCCCGGUCUCGGAGGUGACAUUACAAAUCAGCACCCUAAAGCUGGAAACGAUGAUGCAGGAGGAUGUUCUCGUUCCAGAUGUGCGGCGGCUAGGCACUUCAGGACAGGCAGCCCAAAGCGAGCUUCAGGAGCAGGUCUCAGCACAGGCAGAUAAGGUGAGGCUUCACGCUGCUUCCCAGCAGCCGCAGGAGAAGCUGCCACACAUGAUGGAAACGGAGCAGAUAGCUGCCAGACCUGCCGAGCCUCCAAAACAAGAGGUGCCACCAGCGUCAACCCUUCACACAGGGGUCCAACAGGAGGAAGAUGCUGGGAAUGAUCAGUCGGGGAUGGUCCUCAGAGACAGCUCACUGGGGGAUGCAGCCAACAGCAGCACGCGGCCUCAGAGGCAGCUCUUGGGAGAACAGAGUGAAGACCUCAAUGUUGGUCAACAGGAGAAGCAAGAGGUUGGACAGAAAACGAGCCAGGAAGGUGAGCCCAGCCGAGGAGAGCCAGGGGCCGUGACUGCAGAUGGGGCGGGAGAACCAAGGGGUUCUCCUGAAUCCUUCCUGGUCCCAGACCACCUCUACAACGUGCUGUUCGUUGGGGACUCCCAUGUGGGCAAAACAUCAUUCCUGUACCGGUUGCACACCGACAUCUUCAACCCGCACCACACCACCACAGUAGGACUGGAUUAUUGGGUCAAAAACCUCGUCGUGGACAACAAGUGCUUUGCUCUCUGCCUGUGGGACUCAGCUGGUCAAGAAAGGUACCGCAGCAUCACCAAGCAGUUCUUCCGGAAGGCGGACGGGGUCGUGCUGAUGUACGAUAUCACAUCGGAGUGCUCCUUCUCAGACGUGCGGUACUGGCUGAGUUGCAUCCAGCAAGGAGCAGAAGAUGGAGUUGCUAUUCUGCUUCUCGGGAACAAAACCGACCGUGCUGCAGAGAGACAGGUCCCUACGAAGGAGGGGGAACGCUUGGCCAAGGAGCAUCAGCUCAUGUUUUACGAAUGCAGUGCUGCCUCAGGCCACAACGUCUCCGAGUCCAUGGUCAGCUUAAUCAGGUUGCUCAAAGUUCGUGAAGAUGAAUUGAAAAAUAAGGCAAAAGAAGUACUAAAGCCAUCUCAGAAGAAGAAGGGCUGCUGCUGGUGA